Molecule: messenger RNA, 3017 nt
Organism: Anarrhichthys ocellatus (wolf-eel)
Lineage: Eukaryota; Metazoa; Chordata; Actinopteri; Perciformes; Anarhichadidae
Gene: fzr1b
Product: fizzy/cell division cycle 20 related 1b
Exons: 13
Coding region: 435-1898 (487 amino acids)
Biological process (GO): positive regulation of anaphase-promoting complex-dependent catabolic process; anaphase-promoting complex-dependent catabolic process; positive regulation of ubiquitin protein ligase activity
Cellular component (GO): anaphase-promoting complex
Molecular function (GO): anaphase-promoting complex binding; protein binding; ubiquitin ligase activator activity
Source: RefSeq, a predicted model, not a curated record
GCGGUCGUCAGCUGGUGUUACAUUGUGUGUAAACGGGUUGUUGUGUGCGCGAGCAUGAUGCCAUGACAACGACGCGGCUGUCAUUAGCGCGCGGUGGAGCCGUCAGUCGAUAUAACGCUGAUACCUCGCUACAUUAACGCGGUUAAACGUCAGGUGUAGCCGGUCUUUAAACCAUGCAGCGACAACAACAACACGCCACCUGACAUGCGCUGACAUGUACACACACCGUGCUAACCAGGCCGUUCGGUCUGUGUUCAUCCAGCCAAAAGAGCUGCUCGGUGUCUUUGUGAAUUCAUUUAAUUUGUUUUUUGUGUGUUUUUUCUCCACAGAGAUGGGAAUCCUGGGUGGAUUUCCUCAACGGGAGGGAGCGGAGGUUUAAAGGGGCGGGCGCGGAGGGCAGCAAAGGGGCCUUGCUGCUCGUCAGCCCAGAGGAGAUGGACCAAGAGUACGAGAGACGGCUGCUGAGGCAAAUCAACCACCAGAACCUGCCGACAGAGGCCCGCCUGUCAAAGUGUGUGAGUGCUACCUGCAGUCCUGUCAGCAUUAAGUCAGGGGAUCGCUUCAUUCCCACCCGUGCUGGAAGCAACUGGAGCAUCAACUUCCACCACGCCAAUGAGAACUGCCGCUCCCCAAAUCAGACCCAUAAAGCAAAGGAUGCCACUUCAGAUUCAAGCAAAGAUGCUGUGGCGUAUGCAGCCCUCUUGAGGAAUGAGUUACUGGGGGCAGGGAUAGACACUGUGCCAGACACUCACACGGACGACCGGCGUCACGCUGUCCUCUCUCAAGACUCUCGCAGCCUUUUUAGGUACACUGUCCACACUAAGGGAGUGCCUUUCGAUGGCGAUAAUGAAGUCUCACCUUACUCCCUUUCUCCGCUCAGUAACAAGAGCCACAAGCUGCUCCGCUCCCCUCGUAAACCAGCCCGUAAGAUCUCCAAGAUCCCCUUCAAAGUGCUGGACGCUCCGGAGCUGCAGGAUGACUUCUACCUCAACCUGGUAGACUGGUCGGCGGGCAACUUACUCAGUGUCGGCCUGGGAGCCUGCGUCUACCUGUGGAGUGCCUGCACCAGCCAGGUGACGAGGUUAUGUGACCUUUCUGUGGAUGGAGACUCCGUCACGUCAGUCUGUUGGAAUGAGAGGGGGAGUCUUGUUGCUGUCGGAACCCAUAAGGGUUACGUUCAGAUCUGGGAUGCAGCAGGAGGGAGGAAGCUUACCAGCCUGGAGGGUCACUCAGCACGUGUAGGUGCCCUGGCAUGGAACGGGGAGCAGCUGUCGUCGGGGAGUCGGGACAGAGUGAUCUUACAGCGGGAUGUCAGAACCCCCCCAUCGGCUGAGCGGAGGCUUCAGGGUCACAGACAAGAAGUGUGCGGCCUCAAAUGGUCUCCUGACCACCAGCACUUAGCAUCCGGAGGCAACGACAACAAGCUGCUGGUGUGGAACAGCUCCAGCCUUCUCCCCGUGCAGCAGUACAGCGACCACCUGGCAGCAGUGAAGGCCAUCGCCUGGUCCCCCCACCAGCACGGGCUGCUCGCGUCGGGCGGCGGCACCGCCGACCGCUGCCUGCGCUUCUGGAACACUCUGACGGGUCAGGCGCUGCAGAGCACAGACACCGGCUCACAGGUCUGCAACCUGGCGUGGUCCAAACACGCCAACGAACUGGUGAGCACUCACGGCUACUCUCAGAACCAGAUCCUGGUGUGGAAGUAUCCGUCAUUAACACAGGUGGCCAAGUUGACCGGACACUCUUACAGAGUGCUGUACCUGGCUGUGUCACCAGACGGGGAGGCCAUCGUUACAGGAGCUGGGGAUGAGACACUACGUUUCUGGAACGUCUUCAGUAAGACACGCUGCACCAAGGAAUCAAAGUCAGUGCUGAACCUCUUCACAAGAAUACGAUAGUGAGCAGACCGGGUCUGGACCGGUUCCUGGAGGAGGAGCCUCCGGAGCUGUGGUUGAAAUGCACAGAGUCACCAGCGACACUUACAGACUAGCACUUAGAGCCCUCUCUCCUCCAGUCCACGUUUUCUACAGAGGGUGGCGUCCCAACAACUACGACAAGAAAACUGCCAUCUCUCACAGUGAUGUCACUGAUUUAAAAAAAAAAAACAAUACAAGCAGUCUAUUGUCAGGACAUAUUGUCUGCUUAAAAAAGUCGGUCUUGUUAUCUUUUUUCUGUUGUGUAAGUGAUAUAUAUUAGCAGAAGUAUACAUGUACAAGAGUUAUAAGCUAUAUAAUGUAAUGUCAGAGAAGAAAAAGCCUGGCUCGGAGGUGUGCGUGUGUGUGUGUGUGUGUGUGUGUGUGUGUGUGGGAGGGGGAGGGGGAUUUCUAUAUUUUGAUAAUGUGACUAUGCUCUACAAGCUGCAUACAAGAGAAGAGAAACAAUAAAUAAGUGAACACACACACAGUUGCUCAUGCAGCUGCAAAGAAUGAACUGUUUAUUGUUGUCUUGUCACUUUGUCUGAUGGAGGGAGGGUUUGGAUCCAUUCCUGGAGAAGAGUAAAGGGCAGUGUGACACCUUUUCCUUUCCUUUUAUCCUGCUUGAGCAACUGCAGAGGUAUUUUCAUUAGAAACUUGUUGCACAGAGGUCCGCUCAUGCUAACAGUCCACCUAAUCUGUGUGUUUGCUUUGGUUCAGUCCAAGCAUUAUGGUUUCUGUUGUCCACUUUCACCUGCCCAAGUGAUCAGUACUAUUUGGCACCAUUUAUCAUUGAAACAGAAAGAGAUUCUGGGUUUUUCUUUUAUCACUUUCUCUUGAACUCGGAAGUGCUACCAGCUCAGUCUAGUAAUCAGAGUAUCCAGACCCCUGCAGGCCCCGACAGAGCAGAGAAAACUCCUUCACGAUAUCCUUAACACGGCGCUUGUGGGUUUGCUCCCUGGAAAAAAGAAAAAAAAUGAUGAAUUCAUUUUGUUGAAACAUGUUAACUUCAUACAGAAAGACCCGAGCCGGCUGAUUCAAUUUCUUUGAUGGAAUAAAGAGAACACAACACCUUUUGAAACAAAAACACAGUUUUGAUGUUUA